UUUUUUUUUUUCUUUAUAAAUAUAACAAAAUAAAUGACACCUGAAGAACGUAUUGAGAUAAUAAAUCAAUUGAGAAAAGAGCUCGGCGAUAUUAAAUACAAUGUCACUAAUGAGUACCUUGAACAAUUCUUAGUCGCACGUAGUUGGAAUAUUGCUAAUGCUAAAGAUCAAUUGUUAAAAACAUUUCAAUGGCGUGAAGAAAAUAAUAUUGGUCAUCAUCCCGUUGCCACAGCAGAAAAUAAGCUACCUGUACUUUAUGCAGUACGUGGAUAUCAAUCGAUACCUGACAGUAACUUGGAACCACUUCCCGGUAUAUCUGAAUCUGUUUUGAGAAUUAAUAAAUAUAUGGGUGGUGCUUGUCUUCAUAAAACAGAUAGAGAAGGCUGUCCAGUAUACAUUGAAAGAUUGGGCUAUCACAAAGCAAAGGAACUUGCUAAAAAUGCAAAAGUAGAAGAAGUAAACGGUUAUCAUAUUGGCUGUAAUGAGUUUUUACAUAGAGUCAUUAUGAAAGAUUGUUCAAGAGCUGCUGGUCGUCAUAUUAAUCGAGAAACUGUCAUUUUUGACUGCACUGGCAUGGGUUGGCAUCAAUUACACAUGCCAGCUUUAAAUUUCAUUCGGGCUAUUGCGGAUGUUGAUCAAAAAUAUUAUCCAGAAACUUUAAAUAAGUUCUACUUGGUAAAUGCUCCUAGUGCCUUUGUUUAUGUUUGGAAAAUUGUUAAAGGUUGGCUUGAUCCAGGUACAAUUGCUAAAAUUCAAAUUAUUGGAUCUGAUUUUAAGGAACCUUUAUUGAAACAGAUUGCGCCAGAGAAUUUACCCUCUUUCCUAGGAGGUGAGUGUAAAUGUGAACAUAUGGAAGGUGGUUGUGUUCCUUCUCAAGUAUUGAAAAACGCAAAACCACUUGAAGCUAAAGAUCAUAAUGAGAAAGUGCCAACUGCUUAUAAUACAAAUAUUAUGAAUCAAGGGAAAACAUCUGAAGUUGUUCGAGGCCCGUCAAUGUAUUAGACAUGAAAAGUAAAUAUUUAGACAUUUUUCUUUUUUUAAAAAAAAAUAAAAACAAAAAUAAAAAUAGUUGGAAGCUAUAAACAAAAAAACACAAAUAAACAA
Cokeromyces recurvatus is the source of this 1104-nucleotide messenger RNA. RefSeq names its product CRAL-TRIO domain-containing protein. The record is from RefSeq and is a predicted model, not a curated record. Bases 34 to 1002 code for a protein of 322 amino acids. Lineage: Eukaryota; Fungi; Mucoromycota; Mucoromycetes; Mucorales; Mucoraceae. The transcript is spliced from 6 exons.